Messenger RNA from Protopolystoma xenopodis, 327 nucleotides. Lineage: Eukaryota; Metazoa; Platyhelminthes; Monogenea; Polystomatidea; Polystomatidae. The record is from the annotation of a GenBank genome assembly.
AUGUUUGACAUAUUUCAGGUUGUCUCCGCUUUUAACGUCCUCCUUAGUCAGGCUAGAGGUCCCCGGGUACUCGCCGCUAUGUCCCAGCUAUCGAGGCGAUUAGCGCGCCUUUACCUUGCCGGUAGACUCACUUGUCCUGCCAUUUCAGUCACUGGACAUCCAUGCCGCGAAGAACUUCAUCGAGUUGCAAUCAUUGUUUCUCACCCAUCUGCUCCUCCUGACGCAGCCGCGACCGAUGCUGGAGAUGGUUAUUUGACCGGCGGAGAGUUUAUGCCGUUUAGUGCUAACACUUCAGCAUUAAUCGGCCACAUGGUUCCGCCUGGUUAG